Messenger RNA from Acaulospora morrowiae, 142 nucleotides. The record is from the annotation of a GenBank genome assembly. NCBI's taxonomy places the organism in Eukaryota, Fungi, Glomeromycota, Glomeromycetes, Diversisporales, Acaulosporaceae.
AAACCAUCCAGAGGCCGAAGAAGAUCCUGAAAACAAAGAAGACUCCGACAAUGCUAAAGCAUGCCGCGAUCAAGAACUAUACAACGAUGACGGUAGGGACAAGAUCGAUAUAGUGACGGCAAAAAAGAGAAUACCUAUAACA